Messenger RNA from Pelobates cultripes (western spadefoot toad), 441 nucleotides. The record is from the annotation of a GenBank genome assembly. NCBI's taxonomy places the organism in Eukaryota, Metazoa, Chordata, Amphibia, Anura, Pelobatidae.
AUGGCGGAGACCAAGCGGCCUGACAGCUGCCAUGCAACACGGCAGUGCUCCUUGAUCAGCCUGGAGCAAAUCCUCACUGACUUCUGGCUCAGAAUAGAGCUCAAGCUUCGGCAGAGGACACAGACAAUGCUGGCCACAAGCUGCACACCCCGCUGUCCACCGCCCGACCUACAGCAAAGGCCAACAGCCCUGCUGCAGCCCAGAAAGGCGGGAAGGAGAACCAAACUGCCAUCUUACCGGCACAGAAUGGCGAAACUAAAAAUGCCGCCGAAACCAAGAGCUUGUACACCAAGAACACCAUCCAUCCUGAGAACAGCCAUAUCCCGGCUCAAAGACCCACCUCAACAACUCCCAUCACGCCCAGAGAUCUACCGCAUCGAAACACCACCGCAUGGGAACCCAUGGCGGGCUGCUGCACAACCCCAACGAGGAAUCGGAUGA